UUCGCACAACAAGAUGUCUACCACAAUCACUAAUGUGGUAAUUCUAGGCAAUUAAGUAGGGUGAGCCAAAAUGCUCUCUCUCUAAUGCACAAAAGGUUGUUGACAUAAACCAUAGUUAUACUCCAUUUCGGCGCGAGAAAAUAAUUAGAAAAAAAUAGGAAGAAGGGUGUGUACAAAAGAUCUUGCUUUCUUCUUGCCAAUUACAGUUUGACACAUAUGUAAAAAUAAUUCAUUAAAAACACAAAAGAAAAACUUCUACAAAUAUAUCAUAUUGCCAUUAUCAAGAAUGUUACUAGGGAAGGAAGGAAAGUAUUUUUCUGUAUAAAUGGAAUAUAAUUACGAUUUAUCCAAUCAACUAUCCGCUCCCCCAUCCCCUAAGAAAAAAUGAAAAAUGAAAUAUCCGCUCCAACGUAAAAAUAAAAAUAAUAAAAAUCAUGAAAAAGAAGUCCAACGAACAAAUUCUCUUGUUAUUAAUAUUCAAAGAACCCUAUUACAAACAGUGUUUUUUUUCCUUCACUUUUCUGUAUCUUACUCUGUUUCAUGGCUCUCCCAAGCGAGGUCGGGUUGCGCGUACUGCUUUGCCCUCUUGGUUCCAACGUGCUUGUCCGGACUGCCUGCUGCUCUGUGGGGAUUGCUUUACCCGUUUACUCAACGUUUAAAGCUAUUGAGAAUAAGGAUCAAGCAGAGCAACAAAGGUGGCUCCUUUAUUGGGCAGCUUAUGGAUCUUUCAGUAUUGCAGAAGUAUUUUCAGACAAGAUUCUGUCCUGGUUUCCGCUCUACUACCAUGUGAAGUUUGCAUUUCUUGUUUGGUUACAACUUCCAUCCUCAAAUGGGGCAAAGCAUCUGUAUACAAGCCUUCUGCGUCCGUUCUUUCUGAGGCAUCAAGCCCGACUUGAUCAAGCUGUGGAUUUUAUAUAUGGUCAAAUGAGUAAAUUCAUCAGUUCACACCAAGGAGAUUUGCAGUUUGCGAGGGUGCUUUUCAUGAAGGUUUUGGCAGCAGCAAGUGGGGUAGUUAAGGGUGUUGUGCCCCAUGGGCAAAGGCAAGCAAGUCCGGCAAUCGAAGACCCUGCGAAACAAACUCAGGACUCUGAAUCAGAAAAAGAUGAGUAGAGCAUUCACCAGUUUCCGUGACCAGAAAUACAUGUUUCAUAGAUCUGGUAGUUUAAAGUGUUGAAACUUUUUUCUUUUUGGGUCUCAAUAGAUCUUGUACAUAAUACACAAAUAUUUUAUGUUUCUAGUUGCUUGUGGAACCCAAGUUCUCAUUCAAGAAGUGAUCUUUGACUAUUAUUCUUGACA
Prunus persica (peach) is the source of this 1296-nucleotide messenger RNA. RefSeq names its product HVA22-like protein k. The coding region runs from base 541 to 1110 and encodes 189 amino acids. The transcript is spliced from 8 exons. The record is from RefSeq and is a predicted model, not a curated record. Lineage: Eukaryota; Viridiplantae; Streptophyta; Magnoliopsida; Rosales; Rosaceae.